UCACAAUCGAAGAAGACGAGAAGUGUUGUCUUCCGGUGGGACUUCUCACAUGGUGGUGGAGCAACGUGAGAAAGACACACAGAUAAAACCACCAAAAUGACCCAGUCCGACGGUAUAAUAAAACCCAAGACUCAGCGCGCCAAGCGUUUUUUGGAGAGCAGGGCUCCUAAACUGAGUGAAGAUGGGAAGAGUACCAUGAUCAUGAAAGGAGGGAACACGAGUCAGACCGUCACACAGGCUCUGAAAGACAUUUAUUCCCUCAAGAAACCAAAUGCAGUCCUGUACAAAAAGAAAAACAUUACACGGCCGUUUGAGGACUCAUCUUCACUGGAAUUCUUUUCUAAGAAGACGGAUUGUUCCCUGUUUUUGUUCGGCUCCCACAACAAGAAGCGGCCCAACAAUCUCAUAUUUGGUCGUCUGUUUGACUUUCACAUGCUCGACAUGAUAGAACUUGGAAUUGAGAAUUUUGUCUCCCUCAGUGACAUCAAGGGAAGCAAAUGUCCUGAGGGUACCAAACCAAUGCUGGUGUUUGCUGGCGAAGCCUUCGAUGUGGACAAUGAGCACAAGCGUCUCAAAAACAUCCUCAUUGAUUUUUUCCGAGGGCCCACCGUGAGUGCUGUGCGUCUGGCUGGUUUGGAGCACAUUCUUCACUUCACUGCGCUGGAUGGGAAGAUAUACAUGCGGAGCUACAGGACGUUGUUGAAGAAGUCAGGAUGCAGGACGCCGCGCAUUGAGCUGGAAGAGAUUGGACCCUCAUUUGACUUUGCCUUAAGACGAACACAUCUGGCCUCAGACGACUUGUACAAGUUGGCGUACAAACAACCCAAGGCCCUGAAGCCCAAAAAGAAGAAGAACAUUUCGCAUGACAUCUUCGGCACCAAGUUCGGCCGAGUUCACAUGCAGAAGCAAGAUCUGACAAAGCUGCGGACAAGGAAGAUGAAGGGCUUGAGGAAGAGGAAGGGAGAAGUGGUGUCCGGCCAGCCGGACGAGCAGCCGGCCAAAGUUACAAAGGUUGAUGGAUGAAGUGUGCUCAGGCUCAACCGGACUCCCCCUGAAGAAUCUGUUCACCAGUGACCUCCUGUCUAAGAAAUCUGAUCCUUGCUAUCUAGGCUCAGUGUGGGUCUGAGGCUGGGAGGCAAACACAUCCGUUCUGUUUUUAUCUCACGUGCUAAUCAUGUGAUUGUUGGACGUCAUGACUAGCUGCCUUUGCAGCUGGUAAACAAGCUGUAUGUUUGACCACAUGCAGAGAGGGUGACUGUUGUAUUUCAAUACAAUACCCGUUCUGUUUGGAAAUAAAAAAUGU
Synchiropus splendidus (mandarinfish) is the source of this 1303-nucleotide messenger RNA. RefSeq names its product ribosome production factor 2 homolog (gene rpf2). Bases 97 to 1023 code for a protein of 308 amino acids. Lineage: Eukaryota; Metazoa; Chordata; Actinopteri; Syngnathiformes; Callionymidae. Gene Ontology annotation, cellular component: nucleolus. Gene Ontology annotation, biological process: maturation of LSU-rRNA from tricistronic rRNA transcript (SSU-rRNA, 5.8S rRNA, LSU-rRNA); ribosomal large subunit assembly. The transcript is spliced from 10 exons. Gene Ontology annotation, molecular function: rRNA binding. The record is from RefSeq and is a predicted model, not a curated record.